Linum tenue is the source of this 1511-nucleotide messenger RNA. Lineage: Eukaryota; Viridiplantae; Streptophyta; Magnoliopsida; Malpighiales; Linaceae. The record is from the annotation of a GenBank genome assembly.
AAAAAAAUCAAAAUACACCGCCUCCAAACCAUAAUUGUAAAUUUCCGUCCUAACGCCGCCGGGAACCGUCCACUUAGGUUUUCUCCCGCGGAGUCCUUUCCCCCCGCUCUUUCCUGCCGCCGCUUGCCGGUCUCUGGUUCGCCGUUUUCAUACAAUAUGCAGCACGAUGAGGUCAUAUGGCAAGUUAUCAGGCACAAUCACUGCAGUUUCAUGGCCAAGAUAACGGCAGGGAACUUCUGUAGGAACCCGUAUAACGUCACAGGCAUUUGCAAUCGGAGUUCUUGUCCCCUCGCCAACAGUCGAUACGCCACUAUCCGUGACCAUGAUGGUGUCUUCUAUCUGUACAUGAAAACCAUAGAGAGGGCUCAUAAGCCGAACCAGUUGUGGGAACGAGUGAAGUUGCCGAGGAAUUACGAGAAGGCACUUGAAAUUAUUGACAAGCAUCUGAUGUACUGGCCAAAGUUACUUAUUCACAAGAUAAAGCAGCGCCUAACAAAAAUGACUCAGAUGCGUAUUCGUAUGCGGAAGCUUGCACUAAAAACACGGGAGAAGGUAGUUACACUUCCUAGAAAAGAGAUCAAGAGGGACGCAAGAAGGUUGGAGAAAGCUGAGAAGGCAGCUGUUUUGGACAAGAGUAUUGAGAAAGAGUUGGUGGAAAGGCUCAACAAAAACGUUUAUGGCGAUAUCCAUAACUAUCCAGUUAAGCAUUUCGAAAGUCUGCUUGACAUGGAAGAAUCCCAAAUUGAUGCUCAAGAAGAGGAAGAGGAGGAAUAUGAUGUCGAAUACCUUGAAGGUGAUUAUGAUGAACUGGAAGAGGAAGAUGACAUUGAAGAUUUUGGCAAAUUAGCUAUGGAAUUCCCAGAGGAUCAUGGUGAUGAGCUGGACAAUGAUGAGAUGGACGCAGUUGGCAAAAAGGAAAAGAAAAGGUCCGGUUCUGCUCAUGGAAAGCUGGGCAACGACGAAGCUAAGAAGAAGAAACCACGGGUGCUGGUUGAGGUCGAGGAUGAAGGUGCUGCUGGGAGACGAAAGGCAACCGUUUGAGAGGGAGAGAGAUCGAUACAUGGUUUCUUCACUUCCAGAUAGUCUCAGCUUAAAGCCCCCUCUCAUUCGGAUGCUUACCAUUAUUCUCCUGGCGAGGAAACUGUCACUCUGUAAGCCGUCAGGGGACCUUCACAACCAGCGAGAAUGGAGUCGGACGUGUCAGCUGAAAAUCCCUGGUCAUUUUCCUUCUCAUCAGUUUUGUAACCUUUUAGGGUAUCAUACAACAGAACUAAGAUGUGAAAUCCGGAUGCAUUCACUUCUUCUCUUCUCAUUUGUUCAAAGAAUGUUGGCUUAUGCUACGUUUGUCCACUGUUGUACUCGCCCUAGAGAGAGACGGAAGAGGUGCGUUGCGGGUUCGCCUAAUACUUUGGAAUCCGUAUCGCAUCAGGAUUUAGGGAACUUUGGGUUUGAAGUACUGUACUUCCAUGGUCUCACUAGUUACAUAUAAUUCAAUCUUAAAUAGAAUAACA